Vollenhovia emeryi is the source of this 7051-nucleotide messenger RNA. RefSeq lists its product as uncharacterized. NCBI's taxonomy places the organism in Eukaryota, Metazoa, Arthropoda, Insecta, Hymenoptera, Formicidae. The transcript is spliced from 17 exons. The coding region runs from base 456 to 5975 and encodes 1839 amino acids. Gene Ontology annotation, molecular function: RNA polymerase II complex binding; mRNA binding. The record is from RefSeq and is a predicted model, not a curated record. Gene Ontology annotation, biological process: termination of RNA polymerase II transcription. Gene Ontology annotation, cellular component: cytoplasm; mRNA cleavage factor complex.
AAAAAUAGCAUCGUCUGCAGCGGGCUUUACUCAGGCUGUCCCCGUUCCUGGGCGCACUUCACGGCGUAGAAACGAGUUUACGUGACUCGUCGCACGAGCGAUCGCAGCGACACCGUCGCGAAUGAGACGCGCCUGACGAUUGGCUGCCCCGAGAGCGGCCGACCGCACGCACGACGACGGCGUCCAGUGGGAAGCGUCGUCACGUCCGCGCCUACGUUCCGUCGACAGAUGGGCACCGAGGUAUGCGCGACGGCCAUUUUGCGUAGAGAUUCUGGUCGCGUAAGCAUUAGUAGUGUAGUGCAACGCGCGUGAGAUUUUCCGAGGAUCCCGCGGAGGAUACGAGCGUCCGCCGUACGGGUCGGGCCUGCUUGCGUCACGCGAUGCGCUGAGCAAAGUCUGAUUAUACCAGAAUACUCCGUUAGGAUCUGUCGCGUUCGUCCGUUCGCAGCAGCACCAUGUUUGCGUCAAAGUCCCAAGAAGUCGCAGAGGAGUACAUCUCGUCUCUGUCCGACCUUACGAUCAACAGUAAGCCGCUUAUCAACAUGCUCACCAUGCUGGCCGAAGAUAACAUCGAACACGCGCCGGCGAUAGUGCAAGCCGUCGAGAAUCAUCUGCAAAAGGUGGGAAGUGACAUCAAAUUACCGGUACUCUAUCUCAUCGACUCGAUUGUCAAGAAUGUGAAUGGCGACUAUCUGAAUCUCUUCACGCAAAACAUAGUAAACACAUUCUGCGGGGUGUUUGAGAAGGUUGAUGAGAACACGAGAGCCAGUAUGUGGAAGUUGCGGCAAACGUGGAGUGACGUAUUUACACCGCAAAAAUUGUUUUCGUUAGACGUACGGGUGCAAAGUAUCGAUCCUGCAUGGCCAAUCACUGCCCCAUCCGCUAACAUCCCUUCAGGAUCUAUACAUGUUAACCCGAGAUUUCUCUCGAUGCCUCAACAAGCCGCGACGUCAAUUGUUCCGCCUGUUAAAAUGCCACCAGGAGAACCGGUAACGACAACGGAAGCAGUCAUGCGAGAACAGCUGCUGAAGAAGCAACGAGAAUUAUUAGAAUUGCAAAAGAAGAAAAUCGAGUUGGAACUACUGCAGGCUAAGGCGAGUUUAGAGCAACAACAGAGGCAGCUUGACAAACAAGCUGGAAGCUUGAAGACAGAAGUGGUUGUGUCCAUUGCACAGGUGCCAACUACGGAGACAACAACGCAGGUGAAAUCUGUAGCUAUAGUGCCAAAUCAAACUUCAAAGCAAGUAGCAAAACAAUUCCCAGCAGCGACAGCGUCGCUUUUAAAGAAUGCAGGAGCAAGCAGUGGUCCACGAAUCGCACCAGCUAGUAGUAUAGCAGUAGCGUCUGCUAAGCCAGUCUCGCGAGAUCCACGUUUGAAGCCCAUUCCUGCUGUUCAGGAUGUGGUAGUGCCAACAAGUCCACGACAACGAACGGGUACGACCAGUCCGAAAGAAGUGCGGAGUGAAGGUCAAACGCAGCAAGUGGCAGCACAUACAAUUGUAACAGCAAAUCUAUUAAAACAGCAGAUACUUUCGAAAUCGGCUGUAACUACCAACAAGCCUCCGGCGAAUCCUGCCGGAUCCGAUAAUCCGACGUUAUUAAACGUUAUUAAUAACAAUAAUGCUGAUAAUAAUAGCAAUAAUAAAAAUUUCAGUAGUAAUACAAAUAAAGAUGCUGUCUCGCAUCGAACAAGUCAAAAGAAAGACCCUCGAUUAAAUAGUAAUAGUAGUGGUAACCUAAACAGUAACAACUCCAAGAACAGCCAGAAUUUAUCGGUUUGCAGUAAUAACUCAUCUUCAGUAUUAUCAACGGGCAAUCGAGGAAGUGGAGGCAGUGACGUCAACAAGUCGAAAGACUCGAAGAGCUCAAACUCGCGCGGCUCUUCCUCGUCUUUGGCUGACAAGUCUUCCACUUCCUCCAAGUCUUCGCAUAGGAAAUUAGGUAAUAAGUCGCGAUCUAAACAGCCUCAGAUAUGUCAGAGUAAGAUUCCGAAAGUCGACAGAGACUCGAGUCCGAUUAGGUCAAAAUCUCGUGAGAAAGACAGCGGAGACAGUUCACCGUCCUCACGUACCUCUCCACAAUCCUUCCAACCCUCUAAAAGCCGCAAGAAGAACACGAAAUCGAGAAAGCGUAGUCCAAGUCCUCCGUAUAGAAUCCCCAGGCGUAACGACGCGAAAUCGAGCUCGAGCUUGAACAAUUCCGGUGGUGUCACUGAGGAGGAGCAAUCUGGUUCGCUGAUAGUAUCUCCUCCUCAUCCACCUGCAUUCAAAGAGAUCAGGCCGAACGCUAGACAGAGAAAUUAUGUAAGACGAAAUAAAGACGACAGUCUUAGUCCGGAACGUUCUCCAGCCAGUGCUGGAAAUACUCAAAUCGCUGCCGAGCCAACAUUGGAAUCUUCUAGCAAAGACGAAGAUCUCAGGGCGCCGCUCUCUCUACCCGGAGCCGCUGUUUCCAUACCCGAAAAGAAAGAAGAUUUAGAUCUACGAGUAUUACCAUCUGUUAACACUAACAAAAGACGCAGUGAGGAACAUGUAGAAGCGAAUCCGCCGAAGAAAACCAAGGCUGAGAAAUUUGACGCACUAUUCGGUAACGAAGACGUGGAUUUGCGCACUUUGACGCAUCCUAAAGCCGGCCGGCCUCCGACACCUCCACCGCCCGUGAUUUCCGGGGAGGAUGGAAAAGAUAGUUGGGCAAAGUUAAAGACGCCCACGAAGAACGACAGAGAUAAGCAAGUUAACAACACCGACGACAAGCGCGAGAGGGACCGUAAUAGGGACAGAUUAGGACGUCUCAGGUUCUAUAACAAGCUCCCGGAUGACCCUAAAGAGAGAAGAAGAACGUUAUCGAACGAGGAACAGGACGCCAGGCCGGGGCGCAGAGGCCGGGAGAAUGACAAGCCCGAGAGAAAUGACGAUAGAAAUAUUGAGAUUAUAAUGAAGCAAGCCGCCGAACAGCUGAAUCAGGGAUCGAUCACGAAGACGCAGUACAACACCUUGAUACAAGAGGUAUUGCACAUGAGCGAGGACCGGAAAUUGCGAGCGGCGCAGCGUAAAGAAAAGGAGGCUGGCACUGUGAUAUGGGAGAAGGGUAUAAACAUGGACAUAUCCGGUCCAGGGGAUCGCGCCACGACAUUCAGCCCGUCUAACGAUAAGGAGAUGAUGCGAGGCAAGGAGCACCCGAUACCGCGAAACCCGAACGGCCCGAGGUGGCAGAAUCAGCCGUGGCAACAACCGUGGGCGCAUCCGCCGGGGCCGCCGUACGGGCCGCAAGGACACUUCAACUCGGACAUGAGGCCCGUCGGCCCUUGGCAGAAUCCGCGACACUUUGGGCCGAUGCGACCAGAUUAUCAGUAUCACAGCGGUUUCAAUCACAACAUGGGACCCAACCCGCGUUUAGGACCCGGCAUGAUGGGUCCGAUGGGUCCGAACGGGCCGAUCAUGUCGAAUCUUUUGUCGAACGGCCCAAUGGGACCAAUGGGACCUAUACCAAACUCUCCUUUGGCGAUGGGAUGUCAUCCCGCGAUGAUGAUGAACAACGGACCAAUGUCUAAUCUUAUGGCAAACAUGCCACCUCUGGCGUCUGGUAGAAAUGUAUCGCCGAACACGUCCGCCAAGUACGAUCUCGAGGAUAACGAUGGUUACGGUAACUCUAUGUUGAAGAACCCGCACAGCCGCGAGUUACCGCCGCCGGAUUCGAAACUGUUGACCGAGAUAGCGAGAGACACUAUGAAAUCCAUAAAUAUCGACAAUAUACCGCGGGAGAUUCGUUAUUACGGGCAAACCGGCGUGGUGUUCAUGAACUGGGACGAUCCGCGGGAGAUCGGCUUCCAGGACGGCAUAAGAAGAAUAUUGAUUGACGAGAAAGAUACUAUAACUUGCGCAUUUAACGAUCCAUACAAGGAAUUUAUAUAUGACGGAGAAGUACACAGAAUCAAACUCGGUGCGCCCACUCGAGAAUUGUAUGUCGACGAUUGCUGGUACGAGUGUUACUUUGGUGGCAUGCCGAUAACAAUCGAGCUCAGCGGGAAGAAGGUCAGCGUGAAAUUAGAGGGUCCACCGCCGCAAGUCAAGAUCGGCACCGUGAAGCGAACGGAUCUCGUGGUCGCGAAAAUUAAUCUUAUUAUUAACGCGAGAAAUAUGGUGCCGGUGUUUCUGGACGCGAAACCGCAGAUAUUCGAAAUCGAGGGAAAGCCUCAUACUUUGGAAUUUACGGAUGCACUGCAGACAGUUCUCCUAAACGGACGACCGUUUAAAGUCGAAUUUGGGGGUUUACCUAAACCUAUUAUUGUCAGAGACAAGAAGCAUUUCAUUAGAUUCUCGGUAUUGCCUAGAGGAGUACGAGCGGGUCAUGUGAAAAUUGCUGGAAUGAGAGGUGAAGGUCCGAUUGAAUCGCCACCGCCGUCGACGCCACUGAGAGCUCAGAAACCGAAGGUAGACGCUGCUCCUGCUCCGAGCCAAUUGCCCACUUUAGAACACGAAUCCAUGUCGCAAGACGAUCUAGAUUUUACUUCUACUUCAAAGCCAGACCUGCAACUAGAUAUCUUGUCGUCAGUUUUACCAUCAGCGAUGGCUCCGUCGUCCGGCUUGUCGUAUCAAGCCGAGCCCGUAGAAAAUCCGCCCGCACCAGCACCAACAUUGCCAUUGAACAUGAGCGAAUUGUUCCAAAGAUUGGUCGAGACUGGUAUCGUUCCCAAUCUCACAGAACAGAAGAAGCAGGAGGAAGAAGAGAAGAAAGAUUCCGAGAUUACUCCAGUUUCCUUUGAUAAACCGGAAACUCUUAAGAUCAAGCAGCCAGCGAUUGCAACAGCGUUGUACAGUGGCAUGCAAUGCAGUUCUUGCGGCGCCAGAUUCGCGCCUGAACUGGCUACUCGGUACAGUCACCAUCUGGAUUGGCACUUUAGGCAGAACAGGCGUGAACGAGACUCCGCGAGAAAAGCGCAUUCCCGACCAUGGUAUUACGAUGUCAGCGACUGGAUACAGUUUGAAGAGAUUGAAGAUCUGGAGGAUAGAGCUCAAAGUUGGUUCGAGACUGAAAAACAGACUGCGGAAACGGAAGGUAUGGCUACCGAUGACUCGCCUCAGGAAACGUUGCAGCCCAGCGUGCCGACUGGCAGCGACGAGGAUUCGCGAUGCCAAGUAUGCCAUGACGCAUUUGAGCAGUUCUAUAAUGAGGAAAAGGAGGAGUGGCAUUUGAGACCGGCGGUGAAUUACGAGGGCAAGAAUUAUCAUCCGCUCUGUCUAGAGGAUUACAAGGAAAAGAGUCUAGCGAAAGAGGAAGUGGUCGAGAAAGAGGAAGCGAUCGACAAAGAGGAAGCGAUCGAGAAGGAGGAAGAGAUCGAGAAAGAGGAAGAGGAAGAGAUCGAGAAAGAGGAAGAGGAAGAGGAAGAGAUCGAGAAAGAGAAAGAGAUUGAGAAAGAGAUCGAGAAAGAGGAAGUGAUCCAGAAAGAGGAAGAAAUCGAGAAAGAGGCGUCUGUGAUAGACAAAGAAGAGGAAUCUCCGGGCGAAGAGGAAAUUAUACCUUUUGAGAAUAUUAAAAUUAAAGAGGAGCCACUUGACGUGGAUGAGCAGCCCGACAGCGAGAUGUUCGAUUUCAGCAACGUGGAAGUCAAAGAGGAGCCUAUGGAACUUGAACCAGAUCCCGAACAAAUUGUGAACGAGUCAGCCACAGUGGACACAACGUAUGCCGCAGUGAAGAGCUCCAUCGACGGUAACGUGGAAUUGGACUCGACACCGGCGGCUAUUCCCGCGGCUCCAUCGCGAAUUAAGAUCAAUAUUACUAAACCGCUAAACAUUAACAAAGAGCCGGAGGAAAAUAAAGAAAAGGAAAAGGUCGCGGCUGAGACGCCUGUAGAGGAAAACGCGGAACAGCCAUUAGUGGCAGCUUCCAUUAAACCGAGUUUACAGGGUAGGAAGCUAUCGAAUUUACCUCCUGUAGAAAAAGGGCAGGAAUUAUCAGGACUUUGUGUUAUUAUGUAAAUAGCGUGUACAAAGUUUUUAGUGACCAACUCUCUAUGCGUCGCAAGUGUAUAAAGUGCUAGAUUUACGUUUAGAUAGAAUACUAUUUCUAGCUUUACACCUUGUACAUUAUAAUUUUGUACAGCUUGUACGGCGUGAUAAUGUGACUCUUGUAAAAAAUAUCCCAUAGAAAAAGCUUUUAGGGUAUUUAUCUCUUCUCAAUUUAGAUAAAUUUACAUAAAUUUAAAUCUUACAUACACAGUUUAUUCGAAUGCACCAACUGAUUACUUUAUACUCUCGCCAGUCACGUCGUACAAGUUUAAAGGAAAAAAUGUGUGAAAUGCGUGCAAGAGUGAAUAUAUUCCAAGUAUUAACAUCUUGAUCAACGCGAAAGAGAGAGAGGAAAGUGAGAGUGAGAAAGAAAACAGAGCUGUACAUAUUUUACGUAUUUAGGAAGACGUGUAGUUAGCAUUCCUGCGCGAGUGAAUGUUUUUAGCGAUAAUGCUUUUGUGAUCAAAAGAACCAUCACGAAUUUACCGACGAUUGACACUCGCUGAAAACUUAAGUACCACUUGUACUUGUUUGAGUUUAAUGAUGCUUUAAGCUCAUUGGAAAUUUCAAGUACGGUUUAUACGCUUGCGUGCGUUUUACGGUAAUGUGCACUCACCUGCAACGCCGAGUACUUGUACUCGUGUAAAAUGCUGCAGACCCUUCGAGAUGAGCGAUCUCAUCGAGGGAAUAGGAGGCUGAGUCAUUUCAAGGUGUACAAAUUGUGAUAUACAUGGAUUAAUCUACUUGUAAUAUACAUGCAAACCAACACGCAACGGAAAAACAAUGACGACUAUAAGAAAGAUGACGAGGACUACCGCAAUUAGAUAUACAUUAUUUUGUUGUAUAAAAGACUUGUUUAUUACAGGUUUGACUUUCUUUUUAAUUAACCUUUCUACUAUAUCCUUAAUAAUUAUAGCUUGGAAAACUACUUAGGGUACGGAUUUCGAUUCAUAACUAGGAAUACUUGAAACAAUAAAGAUAUUGAUAAAAAGUUAACAUUUUCGUUGUAUGUCUCAAUAUUCAAUAAACUGCAUUCAAAAUGGAAA